Messenger RNA from Aegilops tauschii subsp. strangulata, 1729 nucleotides. Its product is annotated as glucan endo-1,3-beta-glucosidase 8. Lineage: Eukaryota; Viridiplantae; Streptophyta; Magnoliopsida; Poales; Poaceae. The record is from RefSeq and is a predicted model, not a curated record. Gene Ontology annotation, biological process: carbohydrate metabolic process. Gene Ontology annotation, molecular function: hydrolase activity, hydrolyzing O-glycosyl compounds.
GUUGGUUUCGUUCCUCUAUUAAGCGCGCGCGCGCGGCGUUUCUUGGCGAUCCCGUCCGAGCAGAGCAAUGGCGUGCUGCGCUGCGGUGGUGGCGGUGGUGCUGGCGGCCGCGGUGGCGGGGGCGCCGGUGGAGGGGCUCGGCGUGAACUGGGGCACCUUGGCCACGCGCCGGCUGCCGCCCAAGGUGAUGGCCCAGCUGCUCAAGGACAACGGGUUCAAGAAGGUGAAGAUCUUCGACGCCGACGAGACCACCAUGAUGGGGCUCGCCGGGACCGGCAUCGAGACCAUGAUCGCCGUGCCCAACGACAUGCUCGCCACCGUGGCCGCCGACUACCGCCGGGCCAAGGAAUGGGUCAAGAUGAACGUCACCAAGUACGACUACCACGGCGGCGUCAACAUCAAAUUCGUGGCGAUCGGGAACGAGCCGUUCCUCACGGCGUACAACGGCACGUACGACAACGUCACCGUGCCGGCGCUCAAGAACAUCCAGCGCGCGCUCGACGAGGCCGGCCACGGCUCCGCCAUCAAGGCCACGGUCCCGGUCAACGCCGACGUCUACGACUCUCCGGCCAGCAACCCCGUCCCGUCGGCGGGGAAGUUCCGGGACGACGUCGCCGCCGUCAUCACCGACAUGGUGAGGUUCCUCAACCACAGCGGCGCGCCCUUCAGCGUCAACAUCUACCCGUUCCUCAGCCUCUACGGCAACGACAACUUCCCCAUCGACUACGCCUUCUUCGACGGCGCGCCUCCCAACCCCGUCAUCGACAAGGGCGUCAACUACACCAACGUCUUCGACGCCAACUUCGACACGCUCGUCUCCGCGCUCGACAAGAUCGGGUUCGGCAGCCUGCCGGUGGUGAUCGGCGAGGUCGGCUGGCCGACGGACGGCGACAAGCACGCCACGGUGCCCUACGCGGAGAGGUUCUACAACGGGCUGCUCAAGCGGCUGGCGGCGCGGCAGGGCACGCCCCUGCGCCCGCACGCCAGCAUCGAGGUGUACCUCUUCGGGCUCAUGGACGAGGACGCCAAGAGCGUGGCGCCCGGCAACUUCGAGCGCCAUUGGGGCAUCUUCACGUUCGACGGCCGCCCAAAGUUCCCGCUCGACCUCCGCGGCAACGGGCGGCCGGUCAUGCCGGCGGGGGCCAGGGGCGUGCAGUACCUGCCGCGGCGGUGGUGCGUGCUCAGCCCCAACGCUUCCACCAACGCGACCGCCGUCGAGGAGAACGUGGCCUACGCGUGCUCGCGCGCCGACUGCACGCCCCUCGGCUACGCCUGCAGCUGCGGCGCGCUGGACGCCGCCGGGAACGCCUCCUACGCGUUCAACGCCUACUACCAGGCGCAGGGGCAGGUGCCGUUGGCGUGCGACUUCCAGGGCCUCGCCCUCGUCACCGACAAGGACGUGUCACGGCCACCCUGCAACUUCACCGUACAAGUAGUUGCCGAGUCGCGCGCCACGGCGGUCACCACCAACACAACCGCCGCCGAGUCAAUGGCGCCCGACGCGGCCGCGGCGCGGCUGACCGCCGCCGUGAUGGCUUUCUUGCUUGUGCUCGUCUCGGCAUAAGGGCAAGGAGUAAGUGUUUUGUAGAUACUAUGUGGCGGUGAAAAUGAUGUACGUUACCUUAAUUAAUUGGUUGAUGCUCGUGCUAAAUUAAUUAUUACCAUAGUACAUUCUCUUCCUUUCAUAAGUCAGUCAGUCAGUCAGCAUCUAACCGCGAAUAAAAACCAC